GGGCUGAGGGCUAAGAUCAGUUCGGGAAGGGGCUGAGGGAAGGCGAUGAGGUCUGAAAGAGGGGUCUGUGUAAAACAGGGCUGAUCUCUGUGAGGGAACCGGCUGAAGGACGGCCAUAGGAACGUCACUGUGCCACGCUGACCCACGGGAAGAGGAAAGCCGCGGGCGCGGUCUCGCUGUCUUUCCGGUUCAGUUUUCACUUUCUGUUUUUUUUCAGCCCUCGGCCCGCCCUCUCCUUCCCCUCCCCGGUGUUGCCUUCCCCUCCCUGGGGGCUGGCGUUGUUUUGCGGUCUCGUAAUGCCGCCUCGUUUCUCUUGAUUGCCUCCCCCCCCCCCCUUUCAACCCGCCCGGCCCCGGGGACCGCGGAGCCGAGCGGGGAGGGUCGGGCGGGAGUUAUGGCGUGAGGGAAAGGAACGGAGCCGAGAGGAUUAAAACCCCGAAUAUGGGAGAACGGCGGGAUGAGGCGGCCCCAGGGCCGGGAGCGGGUUUAUAUCCAGAGUCGAAAGAAUCAGGUUCCCUAUUGCAGACAGCGGUUUCAGUGCUUCAGAAUUCCUACUUGGAUUCUACAUCACAGGAUGGUUUCUGGUACAGCCAAGCAAUACUGGUGGAAAACGAUGUUUUUCUGAAUGAGCUCAAAGCUUUUGUCCAAGCAAAGGAAGCUGCUGGAUACAGCCAAGAGGAGCUUGAGGAGACCUUUGCAUUUCUUCUAUUUGACAACGAGGAAGAGGCAAAAGAGGUGUGUCAGACCGGCCUCCGUGUGAACAGCAGUUCCAUUUCCAUGCUUGGUGACCCAGCAAAAGGGGUGUAUAUUUCCAAGUAUGCAGACUGCCUUCAUCCGAGACCUUGGUAUCAUGGAAAAUCAGGCUUUAUUGUCAUUUGUAAGCUAAUUAAGGGAAAAGUCAAGGUGGUAUCUGAGAAUUACACAACCAGCUACACCUGCCCGUCUCCUGGCUAUGAUUGUCACGUUGCCAUGAGCAGGAGCAUCAUGUCAUCCAAGAGCAGCCCUUGCCGAGCCUUUGAGCAGAACCAGUACUACGUGUAUGAAGUGUCUGAAGGCAGCACUGCGGAGCGCCCCAGGCAGAUCUGCCCAUACAUAGUCAUUGCCUGCCAGUACAGGGAGACAAAGGAAAUGCCCAUCUUGGCUAGAGAGAGCCUACCUGAGCCUAACCACAAAGGGCUGUACUGCCCGUGGAGGGGGCAGCUCUCCAUCCGGGGCCAGCUUUUGUGUAACAUUGCCCUAAGGACCCCGUACAGCUCCACAAUUCCAGCACAGCUUCCUCACAACCUGGACAUUAACCAUGUCAUGGGUUUGUCUGACUUGAAGAAAAAGCUUCCAGAAGCUGCAUUUGGGAAAAGGAAUUACAUUGAGAAGGAAGUUUGUUUUCAGGGCGUUUACUUCAGUCUCUAUGAAGUGGAAAUAUCCAAUAAGGAUCAACAUAAAAUGGAUCAGCUAUUAGAAAAUCUAAGGAAAAGGGACUUGGCAAUCAUCAAAUGUUUACAAGAUCAUGGAGUUCUGAUCCUCCUGACAUCCUCUGCGUUGGCACAAGAUGAUGGAUUCGACCCCAAGGAGCCUGUCAGCCUCCUGGCCCUGUUUCUGUUCUCCUCAUCCCAAUCAGUGUGUCUGAGAGUUGAAGGGCAUAAUCUAAAACGUGAAGGGAAAGAUAGUGACAUCUCUCUGCAAAUAGCCUCUGUUUUGCCUGGACUUCGCUAUGCCUUGCAGAAAGCCUCCAAUUCUUCAUGGGGGGACGCGCUCGGUACCAACGUGUUCAUCAAACAACACUUCCAAGAAUACAUGAAGCUUGAACAAAACACACAGCAAGCCUCCAGCCAAAACACUGAAACUCCCUGUUCUUCUUGCCCGUCACCAGCUAAGGAUGAAGGUAUUAAAUCCUGCAGAGGACACUCGGAGCAGUCUUUCUCCCAGCUGCAGCAUUACCUCUCCAAUCCCAGCAGCUACACUCUGGAAAUGUCAGCUGCCUUAGAAUGCUUGGCUGGCACCGCUCAAUCUCUUUGCAGCAACUCAGAGACUGCUUGUAAAGCGGACUUCUCUUUAACUGUACCACCAGACCCAAUCCCUCCUGAUGUAAAAAGUGGAAACCCAAAGGCUGCUGUAGGGUUGGACCAGAGCAAAGGGCCCACAAAAGAUGUUAGUGCGUCUAGCAAGCUGUCGGUGAAGCAGAACAAGAGGAAAUCCAGCGAAACUGCUGUGACAAGCACCACGAAGAAAUGGUCACCCCUCAAGACGCAGAUACAUCCUGUGGGGGACAGCAGUAGGAAAACAAGAGCAAGCACGAAACUCAACAUCACGUUCUUAUUCCCUAAAAAUACAAGGCUUGUGGCCAACUCCAAUGAGCCCAUGCUUAAAUUAGCCCGUUUACAGUUUCCUCACAGAGGGAAAAGAGGUGCAGAGAUGCUGUCUGCAGAAUUUGUGCACAAAACACAGUCUGAACCUGUCCAGAAGAGAACCUCAGCUCCCAGCAGUUCUGGCUUAGAAACAAAGAGACCAAAGAUGCUGAAGAAUUCGGAUGUGAAAAACGCUCCUGUUACUGAAAGCGCCGCAAAGCCAGUGAAGAGUAAGGUGAAAAAAAGCGUGGUUAACAGGCCUUCAAAGCCUCACACCCAAAAGCCAGCAGAAAGCGAGCGGAAGGAUCCAUUCUCCAACCUCCCAGGUGAAGUUUCUUCCCAAAGCCACGCAGCAGACAGUCAGAUGGGUGAGACUGAUCCCAGCAGCAUCACUGGCCACACUUUUGACAUGAAGGGCAACGACUACGAGUCCCACGCCUUGAACUUGCUGGCAGACCUGGCUCUGGGUUCCUGUAUUCCUCCCUUUAUCCCCAUGGACAGCGGGACGAUCGCUUUGUCCUGCAGUUCAUCCACUGACUCUGCCAAGGAGCAGCAGAGUCAUUGCAAGCACAAGUCCUCACGCGGUGCUUCCGACCACGAAUACCACAGGGUAGAAAAGUUUGCAAAGGCAGCCGUCUCAUCUAGUAAAGCAUCUCUAAACCAGAAGCUUCUCCCAGCUGGAAAAACAGAAUUAAAAGACUCAACUCCUGUUCCUGGAGAGAAAAGCCUUGGGAUUAACAGCAAGAACAGCCAACAAACGUGUGUGCUGCCUCCAAGGGAGACAAUGCAGGAGGCCACCGAGGUGAACAAACACUCCUUCGUCUCCUCUGAGCACUCCUAUGCCUCGCUGAUGCAUGAGCACUCAAAGAAACACAGAGGUGUCCCCCACCCUCGGUCAGCGCCCUUCAGAAAUGGGACCAGGAGCUCCCAAGCAGCACCCCCGGUUGGGAAGGUCCUGCCUUUCUGCCACCAGAACAGCACCUGCCCACAGAGCCCCUUGGAGGCCAUGAGGGCAAGGCGCAGGAGCAGCCUGCUGCCUCCAAGGCGGAAGGGGGACUUUGCCAAGUCCCACACAGUCAACCACUGCGGUGAGACCAUGAAGGUGACGUGCCGAUGGGAGGAGGAAUAUCUCUUCCACUUGGACAGCAGGUACACCAACGAUGCUCUGGAGAAAACAGUCAUCCGUGCCCUGCAUGGGCCCUGGGACUGUGAUCUACCCGAUGAUGUGGAAGAGAUGAAGCUGAUACUUCACAUGUGGGUAGCUCUAUUCUACAGCAAGCCCAGUGAACUCUUUAGCAGCACGAGGAAAGUGGUGAAGCACAGCAACCCCAAGAAAUACGUCUCCUUAAACAGCACUGGAGACUUCUUUGAGCUGAGUGAAGACAGCGAUGAUUGCUUCGAGUUGGAGACGUGCCCUGCGGAUUCACGGUCAGACCCUGACCAGACUCCUAGAAGCUCUCUGGAUCCCAGCACACACUGCCAGGGCUGUUUCCACCCGGAGAAGAGCGCUGCAGACUCUCAGACUGAUGCUGAUGGGACUCCUGGUGUUGUUGAUAGUACGGUAUCAUCCUCUUCAGGGGAGGAGGAGCCUUCCUCCACCAGCCCAGAGAGCCCUUCCCUCACUGAACAUGCAGAUCAGAGCAACCCGGCUGGGAAAGACAGAACUGAGAAGUGUGUGCAUGACGUCUCAACUAUCACUGCAGUUGAGCCACUCAAGGAGGAGCUGAGGGAUGCUGAGAUGACCCCCAGCCCUUCUGAGGAGCUUGGCGAUGCUGGUGAACCCCAGGCUGUGCUGGGCAGGGAAAACCCACGUGGCCAAACCCUGAAUUUUAGCCCAGCUCCCCAGAGUGCUGCCCUGUGUGCUCAGCAUGGAGGUGGAGAGCAGCCAGAGAGCAUGGGGGCAGCGUGCUCAAGGGGUGACCACAGUCCACGUUCCUGUGAUUCGAUGCCCUCAGAAGCAAGUCUCAAAACUCACUCAAACCUCAUUGGGCUUGGUGAAGAAGAGAGGGAAUCACAAGAGCCCAUAGGACGUAGUGAAAAAGAGGAGGAAGAGGUGGAGGAAGGAAAAAGAGAGAAGGAAGACUCUGAAAAUGAAAGCACGAUCACAAGGCCUGUUGAUUUAGCAUUUUCAGAAAGAGGUGAUGGAGAGCUGGUGAAUUCAGCACCUCCAAAGCCCUCAGGGGCUAUGGCCACUCCAAAUGCAGGGGCAAAUAGCAUUGGUUUGGCAUGUACAGAUGAUCCUGUGUCAGUGCUGCCAUUGUCCCCCAGUCAAAACCUUGUUUGUGGGGUUACCGUUACGAGCAGCUCCCGACUUGCCAGCGAGGUGCUCAGGGAUGGUUUGGAGCAGAAAGACGAGGAUUGUGCGCCCUCUGCAGAAACAUGGGUGCUUGCUGGGAGCAAAGCUGCCUGCACAGCUGGCCCUGAGUCACCACGAGACCAGGGACCCUUCCUAACCCUGUCCCCUGACUCCAGCAUCUGCUCUGAUGGAGGAACUGAUAUGGGAGCUGCUCCAGAGAACCAGGUGGCCGCAACUCUCCUCCAAACUCCACCAAGGGGUGGCCCAGGAGGGAGCCUUUCCCAAAGGUCUUCAGGUGAUAGUGCUGAGCUCACGUUGCUGAGUGCUGCUGAGAAGCCCCCUAAGAGCAAUGAAACGAGCACAGCUGAUGCACCACAGGAACUGAAGACCUCUCUGUGUGACCUGUUAGAUUCUUCCUCCUCAGUGAGAGAAGAGGAGCCUGUUGGUGAUAUACCACCUCUUGCUGUGGCCCAGCACCAGCAGAGCUCUCCAAACAGCCCAUCCCUGCCUUCCCCCCAUCAGGACCCUUCUCCCCACGGUACUGCUGCAGACACCUGUUGCUGCUUAUUAAAGCAAAGUGAGCAGGAACCAGACUUGUGCCCACAUGGAAAGCCUUGCAAGACAGUGGUUGCUGCAGCGCUGAGUGUGGCUGCUGAGAACCCAGCUCUGAGUGGCUCCUUGAAGCCUGAAUGUGCAGAAGGAGCGAAGAAGGACUUGGGGCUGUGCCAUGCAGAGUCUACAGAGAGCUCUCCUCUGGAUAUACUCACACCUGAAGAGCCAGGAUCAAGGCCUUGUUCUCCUCUGCAUGGCCAUGAGACUGAGCCAGACCCAGUCAUUGGUGUGGACCCCAAAAUGAGUCCAGCUCCUGCUCCAGAUGCUGCCCUGAGCUCCAGCUGUGUGGAACAGCUACCACCAGAUGCUGACAGCAAGUGUGCCUGCCCAGGGAGCCCUAAGGAAUGCGAGGGAGGAAACAGCAUCCCUCCUGCCCCCCCUGCAUCAUCUGGAGCAGGGGAGUUGUUCAUGCCUAUGGGAGAGCCCACGUUUUUGUGCAGCCAGGGUGACUCCGCUGUGUUGGCUGAUCCGCACUGUGCUGAUGAAGAGCUGGAAGAGGGAGAAAUCCCUGUUCUGCCAAUCCCAACAUCACAGCUAUGUGCAGAUUCUGGAGAGAGCUCAGUGGUUAGUGACACUGGGGUCAUUUUGGAUGCUCUCCUGAAGGCAAAAUGCCUCCCCAGCACAGAAAAAUAUGUGGGUUUGAGCUGGGAAGAUCCAUCCUACAGGUCCUCCUCCAGUGACUCAGACUGGGAGAAGCACUUGGGACGCACUUCCCACCCCCUUCUUAAGCCCAGGUGUUGCCAUUGCUUGAGGUCCAUGGGUGCCACAAGGACUGACUGCGAUUCCUCAUCCUCUAUAAGCUUGGGAUGCUCAGAGGGAUGCAGCGAGGAGUGGGGAUCCCUGAGCACUGAGGAGGGCUGCUGGUGGCCCACCAGCCAAUGGAACACCAGCAGCAGACACGUGCCACCCUAUGUCAAUAUCACGGACAGCCGGGGGAUCUCCAGGGAUUACCUGAACUUCAUGGUCACCACAAAAUGCCCAGGCAGGAUGGGAAGCUCACAAGGACAGACUCAUUUACGGGAGUCACUGAUGGGGACGUGGAAAGGUUUUGAAGAAAUCACCCAGCACACUUUGGACAUGGAGCGCCUCCGUUUCCAUAAUAAGCUAAAACAGAUCCUAAGGAGUGGGACACCACCCCUUUCUACCUCCAUUUUUCCUAGAGACUGCUCUCCCCAGGAGUCACCUGUGCGAGGAGCCCCUCACUCCUCGCGGAGCAGGAGCCCUUUGCAGGUGACAAUCCUGCCCUCGGACGCAAGGCCACGCACCCUCAGGUCCCACCAGCGACGCAGCCACCGCAGGGACCCCUCCCAUUGCACCCCAUCGUGGGGCACCUGUGGGUGGCAGAGGAGCAGAGCCAGCUCCCCAGACCAGGGCUGUGCGGCUCCUUUCCAUCUCAGCAAGCUCAAAUAUGAGAAUAAACUGAAGGACUCCCGUGAGGACAUCUCGGUUAUCCUCAAUGAGUACGCAGAGUUCAAUAGGGUGAUGCUGAGUAGGGUUGACACGGAGGGUAAGAGCAGAGGGAAGGGUUUGGCACAGGGGGAGGCCAUCAGCUCUCGGCGCCGUGUGUCCCUCCCCAGGCAGGGUGCUCCCUUUGAGGAUGUGAUCACGGAGCUGUGCAACACGCUGCAGUUCCGCCUGCGCAGCAUGGCCGAGGAGGCGUGCAGGCAGCCUGGGAUGUUCUACCUGGUGGAGACAGGAGAGGAACCCUUCUUUGCAAGAGUGAAGACGUUGCUGAAGAAAGAUGGCCACGUGGAGGUGGAACCUCUGAGCUUCUGCAGAAUGAAACACCGGGACACCAACUGGCUGCUGGUCAUCAUCAGGAACGAGGACAUCUCCUCACACAUUCACAAGGUCCCGUGUUUGCUGAGGCUGAAGCACUGUCCCAGCGUGGUUUUUGCUGGAGUGGACAGCCCUGAAGACAUAACAGAUCAGACAUACCAGGAGCUGUUCUGUUCUGGUGGCUUCGUGGUGUCAGACGAUGAGCUGUUGGAAAUGGCGACGUUGGGGCAACUGAAAGAAGUGGUGAAGGUCCUGGAGAAGCUGAACAGAAGCGGGAGGUGGAAGUGGUUCCUCCACUACAAGGAGAGCAAAAAGCUCCGAGAAAACAUCAGGGUGGACACUAUCGCCCAUAGGAAGAACUUGAUCCUGAAGUCAUGCCAAGACCUCAUUGAGGUGCUGCACUACCACGCGUGCGACUCCAGCUCGUCCCCCAGAUCCGAGUGCAUGAAGUGCUUGUUGAACCUGCAGGUGCAGCACGUCGGCGCCAGGUUCGCGGUGUAUCUCACAGAAAAGCCCAGCGUCAUCAGAAACGUCUUUGAAAGCAAAGGGAUCCUCGUGGCUGACAUCAGCACCUUCCUAUGGAUGGCAGAGAAAUUGGCUGCCCCAUUUAGGAGAAGCUGUUGCUCUCCAGCCUGUCCAGGUCCUGCUGAAUGGCAGCACAGCCUUCAGGCAUGUCUCCCAACUUCGUAUCAUCAUCAAACUUUCUGAGGGUGGUCGCUAUCCCCUCAUCAAGGUCGUAAAUGAAGAUCACCAGGAGCAGCUCCUUGGGGCUGGCAAGGAGUUGGCACACAGCAAUAACCUGUGUCAGCAUCUCUUGACUUGUAGAUGAUAAAGCCGUGCUAUGGGGCAGCUCCUCUCCAGGCCCUACAGCGCUGCUUGGGGUCUUCCACCCUCCAUAGGACAUCCUCAAAGCACACAGUAGCAGGGGAAGGGUAGCUUCAGUUCUGUAUAUAGGAAUUAUUUAAAGAUGGCUCAGUGCAAAUCCUCUUGCAGAUUUGCUUCGUGCCAUCGAGUCGGGUGUAGGACAGAAGUUAUGUUUAACGUUAGUUUUUAAGUUAUUGUGGUGGUUUUUAAGCGAUUAGUGCAGCUGACAGUGAAAGAAAUAGGAAAACAAAACGCCGUUUACUGGAGGGGUAGAAGCAAUACUACGAGCUCUGGCUUUCCACGACUGUUACUGUACACAAGUGCAUGUGUUGGAUGCUGGGGGGGGAGGUGGGGUUGUAUUUUAAAUGCCGUUUGGGGACCAUUGUCCGACUCUGAGGAAGCAUAAAUCCACUCUACACUACAUUUCAAGUCACCCACGUUACCUCUGGGCUCCAUUUCACUGCAGGGUUGUGAGUCUCCUCCAGCAGCUGGAAGGGCUGGAACAGAAUCUUAUUUAUAGUAGCUCAGACCCACCAUGAAGAAAACAGCAUAAGGACCUUUGUAAGAUUACCCUCUGUAUUCAAGUGGAGAACAUUUUGUCCUUUGUUGUUUGGGGUUUGUUUUUUUAAUGGAAUGACAUAAACUGUACAGGAUGACUUUGUACAUAGUUUGACUAAUAAAAGCCUGAAGCUUUCCUA
This is a messenger RNA of Coturnix japonica (Japanese quail), 8591 nucleotides long. It is a transcript of the gene TASOR2, whose product is annotated as transcription activation suppressor family member 2. NCBI's taxonomy places the organism in Eukaryota, Metazoa, Chordata, Aves, Galliformes, Phasianidae. Gene Ontology annotation, cellular component: nucleoplasm. The record is from RefSeq and is a predicted model, not a curated record. Gene Ontology annotation, biological process: negative regulation of gene expression, epigenetic.